Neogale vison (American mink) is the source of this 1587-nucleotide messenger RNA. RefSeq names its product transmembrane protein 187 (gene TMEM187). The record is from RefSeq and is a predicted model, not a curated record. The transcript is spliced from 3 exons. Lineage: Eukaryota; Metazoa; Chordata; Mammalia; Carnivora; Mustelidae. Gene Ontology annotation, cellular component: transport vesicle. Bases 546 to 1496 code for a protein of 316 amino acids.
UGGGAGCCGCCAUCUUGCCACUUCCCCUCGCCCGGCCGUCCACGGGCGUCAAUAGCGACUUUCAGCACAAAACAAAGAUGGCGGCUGAGGCAUCUGGUGAAUGCCCGGAUGAGAAUGCCUCGAACGAACUGGGCCCCGCCCCCUUGGGAACCGUCCCCCAGGUUGCUGAAGGAACACACGCCCGAGGAGUUGCCUUUAACUAGCAGUGGGGACAAGCAGAGAUAGAGAGGCAAAUACCCGGAUGGUGAUCGCUGGCCUUUUCGCGCCAAUACUGCAAGUUCUCACAGCAACCUUGAGAGGGGAAGAGGCCCAACAGUCUCCCGCUCCCGCCAGCCGGUCAGCGGGACCACUGCCUUUCUCCGGCCCGUGUCUGCCGCUCUGGGGCAAGGUCUAGGGCAAGGUUGCGGCAUCUGCGUCAGAAAUCCGGGGGACUUGGCCUGCUGAAGCAGCUGGCUCCUGGGAGGCCAAGGCACGUUUUAGCAAAGCAGUUUAUCUUAAUUCUGGACAGACGGUGGAGGCCGCCCCGAGGUCUCCCGCGGCUCCACAUGAAGCCCGAGUCCAGGCAGGCCCUCUGCCACGUGGCUGUGGCCAGCUGCUUCUGCACAGCCACCGUCUACACGGGCGUGUUCGAUGGCAUCUUUGUCCAGCUGGGCUAUGAACACUAUGCGGAAGCCCCUGUCGCCGGCCUCCCCGCCUUCCUGGCCAUGCCCUUCAACUCACUCAUUAACGUGGCCUACGUCCUCUUGGGCCUGUAUUGGCUGCAGAGGACAUCCAGGGCCCCGGGGCGCCCCGUGGAGGCGCGCGGGGCUCGCUACCUGAAGGAUGUCUUCGCCGGCAUGGCCCUGGUCUACGGCCCGGUUCAGUGGCUGCGGAUCGCGACGCAGCUGCACCGCGCCGCCGUGCUGGACCAGUGGCUCACCCUGCCCAUCUUCGCGUGGCCGGUCGCCUGGUGUCUCUCCCUAGACAGGGGUUGGGACCCCUGGCUGUUCCUUGCCAUCGAGGGUCUCUCCCUGGGCAGUUACGGCCUCACCCUGCUACACCCCCAUGGGUUCGAGGUCGCGCUGGGCGCCCACAUUGCAGCUGCCGUGGCCCAGGCCCUGCGCGCUCACAGGCGCCACGGCACUGCCUCCUCGGGGACCUACUUGGCUCUGGGCGUGCUCUCGUGCGCGGGCUUUGUGGUCCUCAAGCUGUGCGACCGGCAGCUCGCUCGGUGGCGCCUCUUCCAGCGGCUCACGGGCCACUUCUGGUCCAAGGUCUGUGACGUGCUCCAGUUCCAUUUCGCUUUCUUGUUUCUGACAAACUUGAACACUUGCCAAAGCCCUCCUGAGAGGAAGAGACAUUCCAGUUUUCCCGGAAAAAAAUUUAAAAAAGAAGAGGAAGAAAUGGAAUGGGCGGCCGGCUCCGUCAGAAGAGCGCUUCACUCUGGAUCUCAGGGUCCUGCGUUCAAGCCCCAUGUGGGGGGCAGAGAUGACUUAAAUAAAUCAAAGAAAACUUAAGGAAAACAAGGGGACGUGGAGAGGAGAAGGGAGUUGGGGGAAACUGGAAGGGGAGGUGAACCAUGAGAGACUAUGGACUCUGAAAAACAGU